Messenger RNA from Bradysia coprophila, 2144 nucleotides. Its product is annotated as cystathionine gamma-lyase-like. NCBI's taxonomy places the organism in Eukaryota, Metazoa, Arthropoda, Insecta, Diptera, Sciaridae. Gene Ontology annotation, cellular component: cytoplasm. Gene Ontology annotation, molecular function: cystathionine gamma-lyase activity; pyridoxal phosphate binding. The record is from RefSeq and is a predicted model, not a curated record. Gene Ontology annotation, biological process: transsulfuration.
GUUGUCAAAGUUCGUGUUUACAGUUACUUGGAACAAACCUAUAAUAGUGAUAUGUCGUUUUUUAACAUAACUGAAUUUAAGUUCAUAAAGCACGCGUAAUUAGCUUCGACUUGAUGGCAAUAUAGUUGUGGACUUGGAUUAUCAAAAUACUGGAUAAUCAAUUAUUGGUACAUUCAACUUAAACAACUGUCUGAUAUGAUUACGAAAUGAAAUUACUUAAUAAAAAAUGAAAGUAUUUUGACGAGAAUUUUUCUCAUUUACUAUAACUACUACGUGUUAAGAAAUAUAAAUGUGAUACAAAUUCAAUGUCUAAGACCAACAUCCACUAUAUACGUUUAAUAUACGUGAUGUGCGUUUAACUUCCGUCCCACUCGUAAGUUAUUCAUAUUCCACGUAUAUCACCACAAUACGUAACGCAUGAAUAUUCAAAUCUGACAAUCGAAAUACGUAACUACGCUUUCAACGUGUUCCACGUAUAGAAAAUAUUGCCCAUGUAUCACAUACGUUAAUGAAGUAUAUUCCACCUUCCCGACGAAUUUUACACAUACAUGGUGUAUUGACUGAAUUUUCUUUUUCUGGGUGUUGGUAUUUCCAUUUGACCAUGAAUUGGAUCCAAUGGAAAUAGAGGCUGUCCCACCAUUUCUUCUAGUUGUUUCCCCCUCGAAUAAUAAGCAUCGCACUACCUUGGGUGUGAAUAAAAAUUAUUAUAAAAGACAUGCCUUCAUUAUAGUUAAGACAGUUAUAAUUGUUGUAACGAGUGAGACAAUAAAAUUAAUAAAAACACGAGCUCAGGAGAAAUAAGUAAAUUGUCUACGUAGCCAGGAGAGCAAAAAUAAGGGCGAAACGAAUACUGUUUUUCUGACGUUUUUUGGAAGCCAAAGUUACACGUAAAAAUUAAUUUGCUCUAAAUAUGGCACAAGAUGCUGACUCAUCAGGAGAUGAAAUGAAUAGUUACCAAGACCUGAGCUUCGAAACGAAAGCAAUACAUGCAGGACAAGAGUUUGAGAAAUGGAGUCAUUCCGAAGUGGUUCCUCCGAUUGUAACGACCAUGACUUUUGCACAAGAAGAUCCGACAAUAAUCUCAUUGUUGAGCACAGCCCACACGUAUGGUCGUUUCGGCAAUCCUACUCGGAGUACGUUAGAAAAAUGCAUAGCCGCACUGGAUAACACCAAUUAUGCCCUAACAUUCACAUCCGGUUGUGCUGCAAUUCACGCACUUUUGCAUCUUUUAAAAUCGGGCGAUCACAUUGUAUCAAGCAAUGAGCAAUUCGGACCUGAUGCAGUCCUUGAAGAUUUCUGUAAAGCUACCGGUGUUGAAGUGGACUUUGUCGAUUCAACCGUUUUAAAGCAAAUUGAAGAUGCUAUCAAACCGAAUACAAAAAUGAUUUGGAUUAUGACACCAUCGAAUCCUCGAUUAAGAUAUUCGGAUGUUGCUAGCAUUGCAAAAAUUGCUCAUUCACAUCCCAACAUAAUUUUGGCAGUCGACAAUACGUUUUUAACGCCGUACUUUUUGCGUGCGUUGGAUUUGGGUGCUGAUAUUGUAAUGUAUUCGCUCACUAAAUAUCUGAAUGGUCAUAAUGAUGUGAUGGGUGGUGCUUUAACGUUUCUAUCCGAAGAAUUGUAUAAGAAGGUGAAGUAUUACCAGGCCGCAUUUGGAAUAGCUCUUUCGCCAUUUGAUUGCUAUUUGACCAAUCGUGGACUCAAAACAUUGGCACUUCGAAUGCAAAAGCAUAGCGAUAAUGGUAUUGCAAUCGCUCGUUAUUUGCAAUCACAUCCGAUGGUAUCGAAGGUUAUGCAUCCAGUGUUGCCAUCUCAUCCUGACCAUGAAUUGGCGAUGACUCAAUGCUCAGGCUACAGCAGUAUUGUUUCUUUUGAAAUCAAGGGGACAUUGAAGGAGGCAAAAAAAUUCGUGCAAAGUCUUCAAAUCAUCCAAUCGUGUGGAAGUCUUGGUAGUUAUGCUUCAUUUGCGAUGCUACCCAUUGCCCAACUGUUCUCCGGAAAAGAAGCAUGGUAUAAAUUGGGAGUUCACGAGAAUUUAAUCCGAUUUUCUGCCGGCCUUGAGAAUGCUGAUGAUCUUAUCAAAGAUAUGGAACAAUCUUUUGACAAAACUUAUCAAUAAUCUCACAAAAAUAAAUUUUUUGGAA